CACCCACUUCUUCUGCUCGUGAAAGGGGACGGCCCUCCAGUUUCUCUCACACCACGUGGUUUCCUUUUUGCAAACAAAAAAAUUGACUCAAUUUUUUUCAGGUCGAUUUUAUUUAGAGGCGGUGCCAGCGGCUGCAAGAAGGUCCUGUGACAGCGUUGGGUACGACUGUACGAGGUUUGGGGCAACGCGAAGGGAACAUUUUUUUUUUCUGAUCCCGCCAUACUACCCCGGCUUCAGUUUGAUCCGAGACGAAACUCUUCAUUUAAUAAUUUUCCAAGAGGGAGGUCUUACUAUUUUUUUCCCAGUGGCUCAGUUUCUCAGAAGCGUCCACUCUUCGCCUUCCAUUCAAUUGAUUCGAACAUUUUCAGUUCCGCUUAACUUUUCGUUUGAGUUGUCGGCUUUGUGACACUUGCAUUUUUUCUGAUUUGUUAUUUGCAAUACCUGUUUGUUGGACUGAGUCAAAAUAUUUGCUUCAACACCUCUAAACCGUUUCGGUUUUUCUGGGGGGGGUGACGAUCUUACUAUCCAACAUGAACAAGCUAUACAUUGGAAAUUUGAGUGAAAACGUGACACCAGAGGACUUAGAGAAAGUCUUUCAGGACUGCAAGAUUCCAUUCACCGGACAGUUUUUGGUAAAGACUGGCUAUGCGUUUGUCGAUUGUCCAGAUGACCAAUGGGCAAUGAAAGCCAUCGAGUCAUUUUCUGGAAAAGUGGAGCUGCACGGUAAACGCAUUGAGGUGGAGCACUCAGUCCCUAAAAAGCAAAGGACACGUAAAAUUCAGAUCAGGAACAUUCCGCCCCAUCUGCAGUGGGAGGUACUUGACGGUCUGCUGGCUCAAUAUGGCACUGUGGAUAACUGUGAACAAGUAAACACAGAGAGCGAGACUGCUGUGGUGAAUGUCACCUACGGGACAAGAGAGCAGGCCAGACAGGCAAUCCAGAAGCUGAAUGGCUACCAGUUUGAGAACAAUGCCCUUCGAGUCUCCUACAUUCCAGAUGAACAGUCAGCCCAGCAAGGACAGCAGAGCCCAGACAAUGGCCGGCGAGCAGGAUAUGGACCCCGUGGGGUACCCCGCCAGAGCUCACCAGGGACUGUGGCUACUCCAAAGCACCAGCAUUCCGACAUCCCCCUGCGCCUCCUUGUACCAACGCAAUAUGUGGGUGCCAUCAUUGGAAAAGAGGGGGCAACCAUCCGCAAUAUCACAAAACAGACUCAGUCUAAGAUUGACGUCCAUCGUAAAGAAAAUGCUGGAGCUGCUGAGAAGCCCAUCAGCAUCCAUUCAACCCCAGAAGGCUGUUCUGCUGCCUGCAAGAUGAUCCUGGAAAUCAUGCAGCAGGAGGCAAAGGAUACCAAGACCGCGGAAGAAGUCCCCUUGAAGAUUCUUGCCCACAAUAACUUUGUAGGAAGGCUGAUUGGCAAGGAAGGACGCAACCUGAAGAAAGUGGAGCAGGAUACCGAUACGAAGAUCACCAUUUCACCGCUGCAAGAUCUCACACUAUAUAACCCAGAGAGGACGAUAACUGUGAAAGGUUCCAUCGAAGCCUGCUGCCAGGCCGAGCAGGAGAUCAUGAAGAAGGUGCGGGAAGCCUAUGAAAACGACAUGGCAGCAUUGAACCUUCAAGCCCACUUGAUUCCAGGAUUGAACCUUAAUGCACUUGGAAUCUUCCCACCUUCAUCUUCCUCAGUGCCACCUCCUCCUGGGAACUCGGCUUCUGCUGCCCCUUAUGGAUCAUUUGCGCAGACACCAGAGCAAGAGACGGUCAAUGUAUUUAUCCCAGCUCAAGCAGUGGGAGCCAUUAUUGGGAAGAAAGGACAGCACAUCAAACAGCUUUCACGAUUUGCUGGAGCCUCCAUCAAGAUUGCUCCACCUGAAUCUCCCGACUCAAAAAUCCGGAUGGUGAUCAUCACUGGGCCCCCUGAAGCACAGUUCAAGGCACAAGGCAGAAUCUAUGGAAAACUCAAGGAAGAGAACUUCUUUGGACCCAAAGAGGAGGUCAAAUUAGAGACGCACAUCAAGGUGGCUGCCACAGCAGCAGGAAGAGUAAUUGGCAAAGGCGGGAGGACGGUGAAUGAGCUGCAGAACUUGACAGCUGCCGAGGUGGUGGUACCAAGAGAACAGACACCCGACGAGAAUGAUCAGGUCAUCGUCAAAAUUAUUGGGCAUUUCUAUGCAAGCCAGCUGGCACAGCGCAGGAUCAGGGAUAUUCUGACGCAAGUAAAGCAGCAGCAGCAGAAAGGAGCAGGUGGGCAGCAAUCUCUGCAGCAGCACCAUCCACAGCAACCCCACGUGCCACAGGAUGCCCAACAGCCCUUGCACACUGUUCCCCAGCAAGUACCACCACAGACACGCCGGAAGUGAAGAGCAGACAGGCAGCAGGGCGGCAAUGCAAUGAACCAGAGAAGGAAAAAUGACAAAAAAAAAGAGAGAACCCUGCUAGAGAGAUUUUGAAAGCAUAUAUAUAUUUAUAUAUAUAUAGAUAUAUAUAUAUAUACAUAGUGAGAGAGACGGAAAUAAAAAAAAAAAAUAUGAAAACAGAGACCAGAUGCCAGGCCAGAGGGUGACUGGAAAUGCAUAACCCAUGCUGGGGGUAGUGGGUGAGAAGGGGGGUCCAAAGGGGAAGGGGUUUUUGGGCAUAUUUGCAACACUGUGGUUCAGUGCUGAGACAUAGUCAAGUGAUGGGGAUGAUGUUGGCAGCAAAGGGGGCAAUGUUGCAUGUCCUUCUGUGGCACACGGCACCUUUCCAAAUUCUCAGCUCCCCACUCAUUAUGGGAGCUGGUGGUCUGUAAUAAGGUGGCAGCCUCUUUUUUUUUAUUUUUAACCAAACCGUGUGUGUUUUCUUGCAUGGGGGCACCUCAUCCCCCUUACUUCCAAGAGAGUCCAAUUAUGGGAUUCAUUUCCAGUCACUCUUAGUUUUCCAGGUCUUUUUUUUUUUUAAAAAAAGAAGUAUAUAUAUAAAUAGAUUAAACUAUUAUAUUACAACAAAGAGGAAACCUUAAACGGUGGACCAGGGUGUGUUGGGUAAGGCGGAUUGCAGUUCUGUACUCCAACAGUUGGUGGGGGGCAUAGGGAUGAGAACAAGCGAUUUUGUAGAUAAGCCUCUCCUGCCAUUAAAGGUGCCUUUCGGGCCUUUUCUUUUUUAACUUGGGCAAUUCAAGCAGGGUGUAGCUACCCUGCCAUUGAUUAUGGGACACGGGUGUCAAACCACCCCACCCACAACUACCUAACCUUUAAUAAUCCAGCGACUCUAUAAGGGGAAUGAUAACUAAAAAUUAAAGGAACCACACUACCCCUUUGCCAGGCGGCAUAAAAUUACUGACAAGUUCUCAAGUGGGCAAUGUGAAAAGAUGCCUCAUGAGUACCAGAGAAAAUAUUUUAAAAAUGGAACACACUGAAAGAGGCUUUCUGUUUGUGUGAUGUUCUGGAAUAUCAUGCAUGAGGUAACAGUUAUCCAUGCUUCAUAUUCCACAUCCCCACCAGCCCCCACACACAAUGAGCUUUUUUUUAAUCAAAAUAUUAAUUUUA
Molecule: messenger RNA, 3524 nt
Organism: Polypterus senegalus (gray bichir)
Lineage: Eukaryota; Metazoa; Chordata; Cladistia; Polypteriformes; Polypteridae
Gene: igf2bp1
Product: insulin-like growth factor 2 mRNA binding protein 1
Exons: 15
Coding region: 531-2360 (609 amino acids)
Biological process (GO): regulation of gene expression; nervous system development
Cellular component (GO): nucleus; cytoplasm; cytosol
Molecular function (GO): mRNA 3'-UTR binding
Source: RefSeq, a predicted model, not a curated record